Molecule: messenger RNA, 5520 nt
Organism: Diorhabda carinulata
Lineage: Eukaryota; Metazoa; Arthropoda; Insecta; Coleoptera; Chrysomelidae
Gene: Wdr82
Product: WD repeat-containing protein 82
Exons: 4
Coding region: 326-1276 (316 amino acids)
Cellular component (GO): Set1C/COMPASS complex
Molecular function (GO): chromatin binding; protein binding
Source: RefSeq, a predicted model, not a curated record
AGUUUUACCAACGUCAUCCUAAGCACUAUUAAUUUAUCUAUGUUCAAUACUAAAUAGAAUUACCUAAAUUAUGUGACCAUCAGAGGUAUUUGUUUUCAUAAAGUUUUUUGUAUUAUUAAUUAAAGAAAUAAUAAAAUUUCGAACGUAUAGUAGGAUUGAGAUACGUAAAUUUUUUUCUGCACAUGUUUGGUGCCAACUGUAUCAAACUCGUCCUCCAUAUUUGAUCCUUUGUUUGGUUCAAGUUGUGACGUGAGGUUUCUUAAAUUUAUUUGACGCUAUUAAAAGUAAUUUAAUUAUUAUAAUAAUAUAAAUAACGGCCGUACACAUGAAGAUGAAAUUAGUAGAUCAGGUGGUGCGGAGUUUCCGCGUAGCCAAAGUGUUUCGUGAAAAUACAGACAAAAUAAAUAGCAUCGAUUUUUCACCGACGGGAGAGACGUUGAUAUCUUGCAGCGAAGACGAUCAAAUCGUUAUUUACGAUUGCGAAAAGGGGACGCAAGUUAGAACGGUUAACAGUAAAAAAUACGGAGUAGAUUUGAUACACUUUACACAUGCAAAAAACACUGCCAUCCACAGUUCAACUAAAAUAGAUGACACCAUUAGAUAUCUAUCUCUUCACGACAAUAAAUAUAUUAGAUAUUUUCCGGGACAUACUAAAAAAGUUGUUUCUUUGAAUUUAUCCCCCGUGGAGGAUACAUUUUUGUCUGGUUCUUUAGAUAAAACUCUAAGAUUAUGGGAUUUAAGAUCGCCGAAUUGCCAGGGACUUAUGCAUUUAUCAGGACGACCCGUAGCAGCUUAUGAUCCUGAAGGAUUGAUUUUUGCAGCCGGUGUAAAUUCAGAAAGUAUUAAACUGUACGAUUUAAGGUCUUUCGAUAAGGGACCUUUUGUAACAUUUAAAUUGACACAAGAAAAAGAAUGUGAUUGGACUGGUUUGAAAUUUUCAAGAGACGGUAAAACUAUUUUAAUCAGUACAAACGGAUCCAUAAUAAGACUUAUUGAUGCUUUUCAUGGUACACCUUUACAAACAUUCACAGGUCACCUUAAUAAUAAAGGUAUUCCUAUUGAGGCGUCCUUUAGUCCUGAUUCUCAGUUUAUCUUUAGUGGAUCUACUGAUGGGCGAGUUCAUGUUUGGAAUGCAGAUACUGGCUAUAAGGUUUGUGUUUUGAAUGCUGAUCAUCCCGGUCCAGUUCAGUGCGUUCAGUUUAAUCCUAAAUACAUGAUGCUCGCUUCAGCUUGUACAAACAUGGCUUUUUGGCUACCUGCUAUUGAAGAUACGUAAACAAGGAACUCGAAGUGGAUCUGCAGUGGAUCGACUGGUAUACACUAGGGACUAAAUAAUAGUCAAAACAGUGGACUAUGAGCUCUAUAGAAGGUCUGUCCUAUCGGCCGUGGAUCCACUGGUACACAUUUAAGAUCAAAGAAUAGUUAAAAACAGUGGACUUCACCCAAAGAAACGUGCUUUAAAGAUUGCGUAAUCUGUUAGACUUUUUUAUUAGUCCAAAAUAGAACCCUGUUGUUUCAAGGCGACUAAUUGAAUUUUACUUUUUUAAAUAAUAAAUUUUAUUGUUUUUUUUUUUCAAAUAAGACUUAAAUUUGGUUUUUAUUCAUUUUUUUGUAGAUAUUUCAAAGGAUUAGAUUAUUGUUUUUGUCCUUUGUUCUUAUGCAGAAGGUAUUUAGAAUUUUUUUUUCAACAUUUUCAGUAAUUUGUAAUUGAAUAAAUAAACUAUUCAAUAAUUUUUUUAUUUUGGUAGAAUCGGCGUUGAAAUUGAAUUUUUUUAUGGGUAAUUUCAUCAAUAAGAUUAUUCUUUUUUGGUCUUUGUCCAAUUCUGUAAAUAUUCAUUAUUUCUUUUUUCUUCAUAUUUUUUGUGUAAAUAAUUUUAAUGAUUGAAAAGCUGUAGUAUAUAAUAGAUUAUUAGAUUAUUUUUCUAUGUAUUAAUAUAUUUCGGUAUUUUUUAUUUCAAGUGAUAGUGCAAUGUUGAUAGCCAAAGUGCUAUGAACAAAACAUUUUUUCAAUUCAAUUUAAUCAAAUAGAAAAAACAUGUUAUAAUCAGUUUCAUAACGUUUUAGAAAAUUUAUUAAAAUCCAGAUUUUUAAUUUAAAACUUUUUUUGGAAUUAAUUUUGUUUUCAAAUUUAUGUCUCAUUGUGUCUCCACUUUUAUUGAUUAUUAAGUAAUUUAAACUUUUUUUCUGUUUGUUAAUAUCUACUUUUUGCAUUAAAUUUUUAUAUAGUAUUAAAUGAUUAAUUGUGAUAAUUUGUGUAAGCGAUUAAUAAUUUCGAUAAAUUACAGACUGAAUAUUUGUAUAGAAUUGUGCUUGUGUGUAGGUUUUUUUAUUACUAGUACAUAACCCCCUAUAUUAUAAAUGUUGGUUUCAUUCUACCCUUUUCAUCCUAAUAUUUAAGCAAUUUUUGUAGGUAACUUUAUUAUGAAUUUAUUUGAAUAAAAAAAAAGAAAAACUCAAAAUAUAUUUUAUGAUUAAAUACACGAUUCAGAUCUGUUGUAAGCUCGAUUUUUUGAAUCCAACGGUGCAAAUUGAAACAACAUUAAUUCGAAAGUUACGAUCGUUCCAGCCAUCUGAAAAAUAAAUUCAAAUUCAUAGUUUACAAGAUUUAAAAAAAUUAUUGAAUUAUAUGUGUCAAUUUUAUUAUAUUUUUCUAAAUUAUUGAUAUAAAUUCUUUUCCGUAUACCUGUAAUAAAAAAUUUCGUGUUACUAUAAAAAAUCCAGAUCCUGUGAUUCCUACCGGAUUCGUGUACAUUUGUUCAAUUAAUCGACUGAUCUAAAAAUAGAAGAAUAGUAACAUCAAUUUUUUUUAUGACAAAUUUAUAUGUUGAAUAAAAAUUAAUUAACUUACUUCGGUACAGUAAUAUUCCGUAGGUACAUUAUACAGAUACUCCAUCGGUUUUUUAGCUUCAUCGUGCAACCAAGCUCCGUACAUUGAGACUGCUAUUAUUCUCGAUACUAAGAAAGAAAACGAAAAAACAAAAUACGUAGAUUCUGCUAUACCUUUUCUUUCCCUGAAGCAACAAAUAUCAAAAUAAAAGAAAAUAAUAUUUUUUUUUAAACUAUCGCUUCUACCUUAAGCUAUUGUAUAGUUGUAUACACAAGAAGAAUAUAUUAUGCAUAUAUGAAAUUAAUACUAAAAACGAAAUGUGCUUGUCCAUUUUCUUGCAAAGGAUAUACAAUUUAUGAUAAUCCUGUCGGAUUUCCCUCCAAAAUUUUUGGUGCAUAACCUGAAUAAAAUACGUGUUAUUAGAAUUGAAUAUAUUUCAAACGAAUAUCCACGAAAAAUUAGUCAGUGUCGGCGAGAAAUAUCUUUUUGUAUGAGGUAAAGGGCGUCAAAGUAAAAAGUUUUUCAGUGAAUGUAAAGCGUAUUGGAAAUUUGGUUUUUUCUAGUUCAUUAUUAAAUAAUUCCUACUCUUUAGAACUGAGGGUAUAGAAAAUAUAAAGUGAAUAGGUUUUUUUUUCUGGUAUGAAACUUUGAUAGCUUAGGAGUGAGAACGUGCUUACCUUGUUUUUCUUCAAUCUUACAACUAGCUGCCUAAAUUUUGCUGUUAGAGCCACACUUAUUAAACUGAUAAAAACGUCUGUGAAUAUCCAAGUGAAAGUUGACAAAAUAUUAAUUACCUAGAAAAUUUAUAACACAAUUAUAUAAAUUCUAUUGAAACAUAUUUUAAUGUAAUGCAAUAUUUGUUGCAUACCCUGUAGGUUGGGAUAUUUCAUCGAACUUAAUAAAUAAAUUUAUCUAUCGAGUUCAAUGGAUUUCUCAUAUACGACACUUGGAACGCAGUAGAAUGAAUUCGAUGACAGGUGAUAGAUAUAUUGACAGCGUGAUGUUGAAAACUAUUGUUUGUAUGUCUUUCUAAUUAAAAUACGCAACUAUUAUUUAUUUUGAUCGUUCGGAAUAUACAAAACCAUAUUAUUUUUUUAUUAGCUUCGAGAUAGUAUUUUUAACUCUUCGUUUACUGAUUUCAUAGUUGUGAUAAAAUAUUGGUGCAGUGUUAAUAAUUUAACUUACUUUAACCAAAACUCCAAGCCAAACAUUAAAAGUUAUAAAAGAAAAGUAAUUAUUGAAUAAAACUUCCAUUGUUGCUCUUAAAGGACUUAUUACAUAAGAUGCGCACGCGUCUGCUGCGUAUAUACCGUUUAUAACGAACAACGCGUGUUCAACUACAAUAAAAACGACAGUUAUGCGAAGAAAAUAUGUCGAAUUGAUUUAUUAUUUAUUUAUAUAAAUAAUGUACUUACUUAUUCCUAGAGUAAAAGAUGUGGCUGUCAUCCACAGGUAUCGUUUUUUUAAAUUAACGUCGUUUACAUACCCUCGCAUACUCAUUUCAAUAUAAGACCAUUCUUUCAAUAUCUCGUUCCAAUGUUUAGCUAAUUUGAUUAAAUGCAACGAACAGAGAAAUGUCGAUAUGUAGAAUGCCAUGUGCGCUAAAAAAGUAGCACCUAUACAUAGAUACAACUUUAUUUCAGAAAUGUAUUCCAACGCUCACGUUUACAUGAAGACAAAACUGCUACUUUUUCUAAAAAUUGUUUACUGUAUUCCAGUUUUUAAUGUGAAUUUAUUAUGAAAUACUAUAGGUUUUUUACAAAGAAAUAAUCGCUUUGGCUUUGUUAUUUCAACGAAAACUUGUUUUGGAAAGAUUCGUGUUGCCGUAUCUAGUUUUCCUUCAAACAUAGGAAAAUAAAUGUGUAAAUUGUAGUUUUAUUUAUUGUUUUGAAUAUUUAUUUAGAUACGAUUAUGAAAGUGUAUAGGUGAGUACUUACCAGUUUUAUCGACAACUAAUCCGUCCACGCAGAAUUUCACCAACCAGAAUCCGAAACUGAUGAAAGCUCCGCAGGCGUUUAAUAUAGAAUAAACGACUUUAAAGCUACGCCAUUUGAAAUAAACUAGAUUCCAGGUUUUAUUUAUAUUUUGUAACGGCAUCACACCGAAAUAUUGCGCUAAUUUUAUAAUGAAUUUGAUUGAAUCGUGGAAUUCGUUUUUCUUAACGAUAAAAACGUCUUCUUGCGUUUCUGACAUAUUUACUGGUAUAAUAGAAAAGUGCCGGUUUAACUCGUUCAUAUUUACAUAUUCGCAGAUUAAGUUGAGAAAUGCCUAAUAGAAAAAAAAAAUAUGUCGAAUAAGAAAUGAUUAUUAGUUCAUAGACUUUGGUGAACGCAUAUGGAUUUACUAAACUUUAUCGAAAUUAUCUUUGGUGGUAAACAUAUUCGUAAAUUGAAUGUUUGCUUAUGCGGUGUUUUCGUACUUAGAAACGUCACAAGGAUUGAUGAAUAUCCAGAGGCGGAUUAAUCGUUUUUUUCUUAAUUUAUUUGCAGUGUAGGAUUUCAUUGUAACUAUUAAAUCAGAUUGCCAGAAAAUCAUAUUUGAAUUGAUAUCAUAUUCGUUUUACUCAAAUUAAUAAUUGAAGAUGUUAGUAUUCUAAAAGUUCAUGAACCAUUUCUGAUUUCAAUUUUCCGUUAAUUGAUUCAUCGUUUGUGGAAACUAAAUCAUAGACUCACAUAAUACUAAUAAAAUAAAAA